AUGGACAUAAAUGAAAAGAAUUUGUGGGAAUUACUAGUCAAUAAGAAUGGUUAUACUGUCCAUGUUAUGAAAAACCCAGAAAAUGGAGCCAAAAUCAAUAGAACUUAGGCUUUCAUUAAUAAAUAGCCAGAGUUUAUAGCUUAAUACGUUUCUGAUUUAGAAAAAAGAAAAUAAACAGAUGCAAGAAUAGAAUAUGCUAGUGUGCUUGAAGAAAUUGAUAAGGAUUCCAAACUAUUAUAUAUCAGAAUGAAACCACCUAUUCCUUUCAUGAGUAGUAGAGAUUUGGUGUUAAAAUGGAAUGAUAAUUGUAUGCUAUCUGUCAUUCAUUAGAAAUAACCUCCUAUUCAUAAUGUGGAAAGGGCAGAAAUGUAUUUGUUUGGAUGGAUUCUUACUCCUUAACAGAAUGGAUCCACAAAAGUUGUCCUGAUCCAGUGUUUCGAUAUGAAGGGAUAAAUGCCAUAACAAUUGGGAAAUCAAUUUACCUAAUAACAAACAGAUUUAAUGUUGGCUGUUAUUCAGAAUUUAUCAAUAUGAUGAAAUGACAGUCAAGAUGUUAUUUUAUUAAUCAAUAUUUAAAUUGGAGAUAA
Paramecium tetraurelia is the source of this 587-nucleotide messenger RNA. RefSeq lists its product as uncharacterized. The transcript is spliced from 3 exons. NCBI's taxonomy places the organism in Eukaryota, Ciliophora, Oligohymenophorea, Peniculida, Parameciidae. The record is from RefSeq and is a predicted model, not a curated record. Gene Ontology annotation, molecular function: lipid binding.